Messenger RNA from Sceloporus undulatus (fence lizard), 5272 nucleotides. RefSeq names its product GRAM domain containing 2A (gene GRAMD2A). Bases 129 to 1058 code for a protein of 309 amino acids. Gene Ontology annotation, biological process: regulation of store-operated calcium entry. The record is from RefSeq and is a predicted model, not a curated record. The transcript has 12 exons. Gene Ontology annotation, molecular function: phosphatidylinositol-4,5-bisphosphate binding. Lineage: Eukaryota; Metazoa; Chordata; Lepidosauria; Squamata; Phrynosomatidae. Gene Ontology annotation, cellular component: endoplasmic reticulum membrane; extrinsic component of cytoplasmic side of plasma membrane; organelle membrane contact site.
UGAAAUGUCUGAAGCAAACCUACCAAGUUAUACAGCACUGUUCCGAUGCUGAGAUGGGCAGAGAAAGAGGAAGAAAGUGUAAAACGAUAGUUGUGUGUCUGGACUGAUGUUAAAACCGCACGAAACCAAUGCAUGAAAAAGCCAGGCCCAUGCACAGUCUGGACAAGCUGGAGGCACUGCACAAAGAAAAGAGUUUGGAUUCCCCAAAUGGCAACCUGCACUUGAGUGAUGCCGUAAAGGACGAGGAGCUCAAGAAAUGUCACAGAGAAGUGGUGGUGGCUCCAAAUAAAUACAACUCUCAGUAUCACAAGUUAUUUAAGGACAUCCCCACAGAAGAAAGUGUGCUGAAAGUAUGCUCCUGCGCCCUUCAGAGAGACAUUCUUAUCCAAGGCCGGCUGUAUAUUUCCCCCAACUGGCUCUGUUUCUAUGCAAACCUUUUUGGGAAAGAUAUCAAGGUUGUUAUUCCCGUUGUCUCUGUCCAGCUGAUAAAAAAGCACAAAACAGCCCGGCUGUUACCCAACGGACUGGCUAUUACCACCAAUGCCAGCAGAAAAUAUAUCUUCGUUUCCCUGAUCUCUAGAGAUAGUGUGUACGAUGUUCUGCGAAGAGUCUGCACGCAUCUGCAGGUGUCCAGCAAAAAGAGCCUGAGUUUGAAAGAACUGACUGAAGAGCCAGAUGCAGUGGCACUGGAGGUCAUUGUCCCAGAAGUGAAAUGGAGGAAAGGGUCCUCAGCAUCACUGUCGCUGGCCCUUCCAGAUGCUGGAUUCCAGUGCAUCCACAGGGCUUCAAUCAGCAGCCUCAGCACAAAAGAGAGCUCUUGUAACUCUGAAGAGCCUCUAGUAUCAGAAAGUGGAAUAAACACUGAGGAAGAGUUGGAAGAGGAGCCCAGCUACAAAGCAGAAUUGAGACCAUCUGAUUAUAAUCUACUGAAAAUCUUCAUUGUGUUAAUUUGCCUCCUGGUGGUGUCUUCCUCAUACUUGGCUUUCCGCAUCUUCCGCUUGGAGCAGCAACUCUGCUCAUUGAAUCGCGACUAUCUCUCGCGGGUACCCCAGAGGUGACUGUGGCCUCAAGAGGGAUGAUACCAGAGAAAGAAAGAGAGAACUGCACCUUAAAUGCAAAUCCUUUCCAUGUCCAAGUGGUUAACAUGGCUGCAAUGAAGACAAGGCAAAAGGAUCCUUUGUUCUGACACUUGCGUUACCCCUGGACCAAAGCUCUUCAUUUCCAGCACUAAAAGGUAGAAGUGCUUCCUUGCCACAGCCCCUUUGAAGCGGUUAAACACAUUACCCAGACUUGGCAGCCCCUUUUGGUGGUGUUCAUCAUUGCUGGCCACUACGAAGGCCACACUCAGGCUUUAUUUGUCUGGGGAUGGUAGCUCCAACUAUAUCCUCAAUCCCUGAGGGCAUUGGAUAACCUUUUCUCUUAGAGCACCAAGAAAAUUGGGAAUUACAUUAUAGGGCUAAUUCUGAGCUGCUCCUCUGUGUUUUGGGACUGCAAUCUCUUUCUGGGGCUUUGCUUCAGAAAGAGUGAUUGUUACUAUCUGCAGACAAUACUGUGGCUGGCCUCUUGUUAUAUCCAAAUGGAUAUAAGCAGGUUGCAGAGAAGCAGCUGUAUUUUCUUCUAAGAUUUACUCUGUUCAACCUUCCACCAGUUUUCACUGCCUGCAUUCCCUUAGCGGGGAACUGAACAGCCCCAGAAGAUAUUUGGAAUUUUGCUUCAGUGAAAAAUGCCAAUAAAGAAGGGCAACUACUAAGGAAUACUGUCCAAAGGAUGUGAUACCAGCUUUGACCUGUCUCUUCCUCACCUCCAUGCACAGCAGUGUAACAAAAUAAUCUUCAUUAGGACUAGUCUUCUUGAGUGAACGGGAUUCCAGUUACCCAAUAAAUGCCACGAAAUACUUGCCUGCAAAAUGCCAAUAGUAGUUGUAGUGAUGUUCUGUGUAGGGGAACCCUGUGAGUUACCAGGCAGGCCCUGAGCUCUUUUGGACUGAGACUGAUGGAAGGCACCCUUCCCAAGACCAAGAUGGCAAAACCGUCAUGGGAGUGGCUGCCCCUCUGCAGGAGAGGAGAAAAUGAAGAGAUGUGACUCAAUGAGUGUAUGUAGCCUUUGUUGCACUUUACUGAGGUCUUACCAGGGUGCCAUGGAGAGAAGGUUGGUAGCUUGACACUGGCAUGAGAAAACAUACAUCAGCGGAAUUGCCAGGCCAGAAGAUGUGGCAGUUCUUCUGAGUUUGAAGAUGAUGCAGGUGAAAACAAGUAUGCCAAGACUUAAGACUUGAACUUAUCUCCUCCUUCCCUCACCCUGUUGGCACAACAUGGAGAGAUGAUUUAAACAGACUUUGCUUGAACUGGCUCCUCAGCCAUGAAAGACUGGUGCAGCUUGUACUGAUGGCUAGCAGUGGGUUUGUGGAUGAGGGCAGGAGAAAGGUUGCUUUGAGUCCUGCUUCUCCAGAGUGCUCCUGCCCUGAUCAGGUGCAAAGGGCCCAAGGCAAAAGCAUUCCUCAGGGAAAUGAAUCUGUUAAAGGAAAGAGAGGCUGCUUCCAGACACAGGCUCUUAGUGCUAGUACAAAGAACAAACUGAUGCAGCUAUGUAAUCUUUUUAUUUUUCUUUAAUAGAUUUUUUCUCUCCUAGUGACAAAAACAUAAAAAACAGAAGCCGCAGAAGCGGAAUUGGUGGUAGUGUUGGGACUCCUUUGUGCAUGAGGUGGUGCAGUUGCACAAAGUGCCACCUGGAAGCACAUAGAGAGCAGAUGGGAGUAAUGCAGGAGAGCCAUGUUGAAGAAAUAGUUGCAUGUGCAAGGAAAUACCUCUAGGGGAAUUAAGAUGCGGGAGUGAAUAAGUGAUUGAACCUUUAGUAUAGAGCCUGGAAAUGUCCCUCUCUUUUUGGCCCACAAAAAGCUUUUUUAAGGACUACAAAUCCCAGAAUCCUCAUAGUUCCUUUUUUUAAGUCGCUUUUCCAAGAUCUGCUCUCUUGUAAAGCAUAUACAGUCUUUCUUGUCUUUCAGUCUGGGGAAGACCCCUUUCAGGAGGAAGAAAAUCUGUAUGUAGGGCAUGAAAAGGGCUUCUGGGAUCCUUUUGGCAUGAGAGUGGUGUUUUUAAAUGCCCCGCUUUCAGGGUUUUCAUGCAUUGCUGGUUUCUGGGGCAACUUUGCCAUGUGUUAGGGUGCAGCAGGCUACUUUGGCAGUAGGGUUUAAGGUGGGGUGGGGAAAGGACCACCUGUGGGCCAUAUGUAGACCCUCAAGCUUCACUUUUUCAGCACUUAAAGCCUCUUUGGAAACUUUCCAAAACUCCUUGAAAACACUUCCUCCUCCCAAAAAUAGUUUAAAAACAAAACAAAAACUCUGAGUCAUUUUAUUUUUGCCUAGAAAUGGCCCCAAAUGGCUAAAACACCCCCUGCAAACAUAGCAAUUUGAAUUGCCUCCCCCAAAGCCCUAGAAUCUAAACCCUAGAAUAAUGAAAAACAACAAAAAAUUAGGCUAGUAGUGCCAUAUUAUGCCAUUUCAUGGUGGACACGGAAAAGUGAUGGAAAGGCCAUGCAGCAACAGUAAGCAGCAGCAACAGCAGCAGCAACAACACCAAAAUACACCUCACGCAGUUGCCCACUUUUUGCUUAAGAGGCAGUUGAAAGGAGGAAUUGAUUCUGAGUGGGACUUGGCAUAUUGACCUUAGCCUUUCUAAGGUGGGUUGGAGCUGAUGAUUUUUUUCCUGCUUCAGGCAGCAAAACGUUUUGGGCAGUAUUGUUUGGGCUUUUGUUUCUUGGUUCUCCUCCUUGUCUGAUGGGAACCGAGAGGGGACUCUGGAACUCAACCAGGUGUGGCCCAGUACCUGCACAUCGAAGAGGAAGAGCAGCUGCGGUAGGAGACUGUUGCCCCAUGAUGUUUUCUCCCUCCCUACCUGGUUUUCUCAUGGAGGUAUCCCAGGGCCCUCCAGCAGAUUAUUUGAUUAGAAAAACACAGUCUUGUAGGCAGGGAUACCAAAAGUGGAACGUGCUACAUUUGGGGGUGGGUCACUGAUGUAGGCAAGGGUGUCCAGCUUUGAUGAGCUUGUCUGGAAGGAGCAUCACUUUCUUCAGCAUAAGCUUCUGUUUGUUUGGUGGCUGGUUCUGGAAGCUGUCAUGUACAUUUCCCACAAUCCUCCAUAACGACAUGCCAAGGGCACUGGGGUGAAGUAAAAGAUCUAGUUCUUGGAUGUAGCCACCUAAGGCCAACUAGAGCACCUGUAGAUGUUGGCAGUGUCCCAGUGGUUGCCCAAGAGUAGUACAUCUGACCCUAGGGCUUCUUGAAUAAGCAGAGAUUCAGGCCAACCAUUUUACAGCAGGGGUGGGAAAUGUGUGUCCCCCUAGAUGUUGUGGAACUGUAACUCCCAUGAGAUCUAGUCAAUAAUAGCCAGGAGAGAGGCAUGGUAGAAGUUGGAGUCCAGCAACAUCCAGAGGGACACCUAUUCCCCAUUCCUGCUUUGCAUUCUCACUUUUAGCCAGUGUUACUGGGAUGAUGAGAUUUACAGUCCAACAGGAUCUAGAGGGCUUGUUUAUGGCACUUAGGUGAGUGUCCUUCAAAUGAAACAUGCUAUUUGCAUUCUCUUCUGUUCUCCUCUUCCCAACCCUGGUGCCAGAAGUUCACCAGCUGCUGGUCAGCUGGUUGAUUUCUUUCUUAGCAAUAAUGUCUCAGGUGUUUAAUGUCUUGUUUGCAAUCCAUUCCUCCCACAUUGUGGAGAGGCAAAUGUAAUAUUUGUGCUGAUUUGUUUUUAAAUUUUGGAAAGAGCUGCUAAGACAAAGUCCUUUUGUUUACUUGUGAAUUGUCUUGGCUACAAGUCACAGGGGCCUCUGACAGUAACUACUGCAAGAAACAGGCUGAACCUGGGAAAAAUUGCUUUCUCUUGGACUUCAACUCCUGCAGCUCCCAAACUAACAUGGCUACUGGGAGUUGCAGUUCCCCAAAGUAACUUUUCUACGUUCUGGGGAAAGGCUCAGAAAACCAAGCUGAUGGAGUGGGGAAGAUGGCAAGCAGGUCCGGAAAGUGAUCUGUAGCAAGGUGGUUCUUUGCAGCAUUUUCUAUCACUUCACACAAAUUAGUGCUUGAGUAUUAUGACCCAUGAGACAGAAGUUCUUGUUACAGCUGAGCCGUGUUGUCUGUUGGCCUUAGGAGCCUUUCCUUCUUUGAUACGGAUAGAACAAUGCUGACCUACCUUACAGGGUUGUUGUAAGGAUGAUUGAGAUAAUGUAUGUUGAGUGCUUUGAGCACUUUGGAAAAGCGCUUUAUAAAUACUAAGUAUUAUUA